GGGAAUAAUGAGAAAAGAAUUAAACACUUGCUAAUAUUUAUUUUAAGAUAUUUUGCAUUUCACAUAAAAAUUUUUUAAUUGUACAAGGACAAUUAAUUACAAAUAUUGGAAUACUUUAGGAUAACAGCAAGCGCACAGUGAACAACUUAAAGCCCAAGAAAUAGUUAAAAACAAUGCGGACAAGCUACAAGAAAAAUCGACCAUUCGAUUUCAAGCUGAUAGAUUUGGUGGAACCCAAUCCAGUGCUAUAUAAAAGAUCUGGGCUUUCAAAUUACGAUGCAAUGAAGGCCAAAACGGAUAUAUGGGCGCGGAUAGCUGAGAUGAUGGGCUGUGAUGUGGACUUCUGCCUGAUGCGCUGGAAUAACCUGCACUACCAAUUCCGCAAAGAGAUCCGUCGGGCGGAUACCAGUGGUUCGACCUGGCCGUAUUUGGAGCGCCUCCGAUUUCUGGGCGAGAGUCAGCCACCAGCGAAGACCAAAUGCAAACAAAAGGUUAGAGAUUCCUCCGGCAAACAGGAGGAUUCCGUUGAGCAGGAAACCCCCGUGCACUUUCUGUGGGAAACCUACGAAGAUGGUGAAGUCACCCAGCAGCCAAGCACCUUCCUUAUCGAGGAGAUCAUCGAGGAGCCCAGCGAGCAGAUCAUCCAGGAGGAAAUCAUCUAUGAGGAGCAGGAAACAGCGCAGAUACUGUCUCCUAAAAGCAGUUUCCUUCAGAUGGACCAGGUCCUUGCCCAACUCAAGGAGCCCCAGCGAAACCGGGCGGAACGUAGGAUCACAGCAUUUCUGCUCAAGUGCCAAUUGUGUGCUCUGAGUAAUCAGUCCACGAGUGAUCUGGUCAUAUAGCUUUUACUUUACACACUCUCAACUUUAUUAAAAAACAAAUAAAAACUAAAAUUACACCUUGUCCA
This is a messenger RNA of Drosophila elegans, 907 nucleotides long. Its product is annotated as transcription factor Adf-1. Lineage: Eukaryota; Metazoa; Arthropoda; Insecta; Diptera; Drosophilidae. Gene Ontology annotation, biological process: regulation of transcription by RNA polymerase II. The record is from RefSeq and is a predicted model, not a curated record. Gene Ontology annotation, cellular component: nucleus; transcription regulator complex. The transcript has 3 exons. Bases 174 to 842 code for a protein of 222 amino acids.